Dendrobium catenatum is the source of this 1304-nucleotide messenger RNA. RefSeq lists its product as uncharacterized. NCBI's taxonomy places the organism in Eukaryota, Viridiplantae, Streptophyta, Magnoliopsida, Asparagales, Orchidaceae. The record is from RefSeq and is a predicted model, not a curated record. The transcript has a single exon. The coding region runs from base 234 to 1238 and encodes 334 amino acids.
UAGCUGGAAGAGUAAUUUCGACUUCUGAGUUUUGAAGCGUUCCUCUUGAAGAAUUUCAAAGUCGACGGCCACAACAAUUCAACUCAAGCUUGUUGUCGGAUAUUAAACAUGUUUCUUUGCAGCUUCGUCUUCAUUCCUUCCUCAUUUAAUCCCAAAUUUCUAUCUCUCUUCCCCACAAUCCAUCCAACUUCCUCUCAAUCGGUCGGCAAGAGCAAUCCCUAACCACAUCAUCCAUGGAUUGCGAACCAGAGGAGCUCCAGUUCCUGGGCAUCAUCGGCAUCUACCGAGAAGCGUCGAAGCUAAUCGUCUCAUGGCGUCGCCUCUUCUCCCAAAUUUCCGUCUCCCUAAUCGUUCCUCUAUCCGUCCUUUUUCUCGUCCACAUCCACAUCUCUUACCUACUCUUUUCCCAGAUCGAUCGCAACGAAUAUGCCCUAGAACACACCGCCGCCGGCUCCCCUUCACAAACCCGCCUCCUCCAUCGACUUUCCUCUGAAUGGUCUGCCUUCCUCCUCUUCAAAUCCAUCUACCUUCUCUCCCUCCUUGUAUUCUCCCUCCUCUCCACGGCCGCCGUCGUCUACACCGUUGCGUCCGCCUACACCGCCAAACAUGAUCUCCUACUCUCCUACCGCAAAGUCCUCUCCGUCGUUCCCAAGGUAUGGCGCCGCCUCGCCCUCACUUUCCUCUUCGCCUUCCUUUUCCUCGUCAGCUACAACAUCAUCGCCAUCUUCGUGCUCGUCUUAACCAUCCUUAUCGCCGGCGAAAACGUCAUCGGGAUCGUCAUCAUCCUCUUCCUCUCCCUCGCCUACCUCGUGGGAUUGGUUUGGAUCAGCGUGGUGUGGCAUCUGGCGAGCGUGGUGUCGGUUCUUGAAGAGGCUUAUGGCUUGGCUGCGAUGCGGAGGAGCAAGGAUCUGGUGAAGGGGAAGAUGAGAAUUGCGGCCACGGUGUUUCUGAAAAUGAAUCUAGCUUUUAUUGGGAUCGAGUUGCUUUUCCGGCGGGUAGUUGUGGUCGGGGAGGUGUCGAUGUCGGUGAGAGUAGUAUUCGCGACGGCGAUGCUGGGUUUUAUGUCGGUGGUCGUGCUUUUCGCGCUGGUGGCGCAGACGGUGUUGUAUUUUGUAUGUAAAUCGUAUCACCAUGAGAGCAUCGAUAAAUCGGCUUUGGCAGAUCACUUGGAAGUUUAUUUGGGGGAGUAUUUACCGCUGAAGGAGAAGGAUGUGCAGAUGGAGCAGGUUAAUGUUUGAAAGUAUGAGAAUGUAUAUCGGGAGAACUAGUAGAUAGGGAACUGGUAGUUUUUCCAGUGCUGCAGC